CGCCUGGCCUCGUAAGCUCAGAGCGUCUACGAGCGGCGCCUCUUCCAUCGCUGCGUACGCGCGGGCCGCGUGCGGCCUUCGCAAACCCGCUCCCGACGUGGCCGCCGCCGCCGAGAUUGUCGCCCACAGCAGCGUCGUCCGAGUUCAGCGAGCUGUGGCCGGUUGGCAACCCAGCGGACAACCCCGACUCGCGGAGGCCGGACGCUCCGGACAAACUCUUCAGCGGGCUCGCGGGCGACGUGGCACUGCGGAGGCCGACCUACGCCGCUGACUGGAGGCUGUCGUCGCAGAAGGACAUCCCCACCUUUGUCGGCGCGACCCUCUUCCUCUACUUUGCGUGCCUGGCGCCGGUGGUGGCGUUCGGCGGCGCGAUGCAGGUGGCCACGGGCGGGCAGCUCGGCAUCGUCGAGACGAUCAUCUCCCGCGGCGUCUGCGGCAUGCUGUACGCUUCCCUCGCCGGCCAGCCGAUGACCUUCAUCGGGCCGACCGGCCUCACACUCGCCUUCACCACGGCGCUGUACGCCUUCGUCACGCCGCGCGGCAUCCCCUUCCUGCCGAUGUACACGUGGGUGGGGCUGUGGACCUGCGGCUUCCUCUCGCUCGCGGCGUGCACCAACGCCGCCAACCUCAUCCGCUACUGCACCCGCUUCACCGAGGACGUCUUCAACGCCUUCCUCGGCACCUCCUACCUCCACUCCUCCGCAACAGCCAUGUGGAUGCGACUCGUCGCCGCCUCGCGCGCCGCCGCCGCCGGCGCUCGCAGCGCCGCCUCCGCCUCCGCCUCCGCCCUGCUCUCGCUCUGCUGGGGCCUCCUCACCUUCGGCGCCUGCGAGGGCUCCACCCGCCUCUCCGCCUCGCGCUACUUCCCGCGCACUCUCCGCUCGCUCAUCGCCGACUUUGGGCUCGCCGCAGCGAUUCUCUUCUUCCUCGACCAAAACAUCACCGUGCGCACCGUCAACUCGGAGCGCAACAAGCUCAUCCCGCGCGCAACCUACCACCUCGACCUGGCGGAUUGGCUGGAGCAGAACGUGGAACGCAUCUCGAAGGACGACCUGACGGAGACGCCCACAACGGCGGAGGCGCUCGAGGGUCAGCCCAACGCAAAGGCGGUGACCAUCGGUGCCGCGAAAGCCACGGGGUCCGAUAUCGCGUACAAGCUCUCGCACCUGCUCGCCCUCGUCGUGGCCGGCGUGAUCGCCCUGCUCGCCUCCGCCGCUCUUGCCGACGGCCGGUCGGUCAUCAAGCUCAAGGACACCUCCAACCUGCCCCGCCUCACCGCACUCACGGCGACCCUGGACGGCAAGACGAUCAACCUCAAGGAUCACGGCCUCGACUACCGCGCUGACGAGCUUCUCGGCCCGCAGUACGGCGUCGGCCUGCACCACGACUCGUCGGGCUACGGCUGGGGCAAGGCGGGCGCCCGCGAGACCCUGCAGGAGUACAUCGACGAGCUCGGCCUCCUCCAGGUCAUUGCCGCCGUGCCGAGCGUCAUUGCGACCGACGGCCUCAAGCACCCGGCGCACUUCCUCGAGUGCACCGAGCUCAAGAAGGCGGGCCUCUCGGCCAUGUCCCUCGCCAUCAUCGCCGAAGUUGCCUCCGCCGUGAUGAUCAUUUUCCACGGACUGGCGCUCGUCGGCCUGCUGCCGCUCUCCGCAAAGCUCGCCAAGGGCUUCGCCGGCCUCGUCUGGUGGCGCAGGAGGCCGGCGACAAAGCCGGAGAGGCCGCCAAAGGGCGCAGCGGGGCUGAGAUCGAACAGGCUGCCAAAGGCGCUGCAGCGCAUCCAGCGGCGGCAGCCGCUCGGACGCCGCGCCGGAAAGGCAAAGGCGAGGUCGAGGGCCCGCAUCGCGCCGGCGGCGCUCACGCCGUCAUCGAUCGCCGCAGCACUUCCGUUGGUGACCGCGCCUGCCACCGAGAAGCAGGCGGCAUCGUCCACCUCCAUGGUUCGCAGGUGCAGGGAGUACAGCGUGGCAGCGCGCUGGUCGCCGUCGCCGGUCCGGCGCUGCAGUCGAGGGAGCAGCCGCGAGGCUGCGGUCCUCAGCAGCGGCGUCGGGCGGAGGAGGGCGAACUGCGCGCAAGCCGCCCACCCCUCGAGCUUCCUCGAGUCGCGGGGCACGAAGAUGCGGUGGCCCAUCACGCCCGCCAGCCAGCCCACGGGCAGGGCGCCUGUCAGGCACUGCCCGGCGCUCGCCGGCCGGGCGGCGUCGGGCACGCUCGCGCAGGGCGCCGGCCGCGGGGUGGCGCUCAGCUGGUGGAGCAGGCGGUCGAACUCGGGCCCAUAG
Emiliania huxleyi CCMP1516 is the source of this 2279-nucleotide messenger RNA. RefSeq lists its product as hypothetical. Gene Ontology annotation, biological process: transmembrane transport; monoatomic anion transport; monoatomic ion homeostasis. Gene Ontology annotation, cellular component: plasma membrane. Gene Ontology annotation, molecular function: solute:inorganic anion antiporter activity. The transcript has 9 exons. NCBI's taxonomy places the organism in Eukaryota, Haptophyta, Isochrysidales, Noelaerhabdaceae. The record is from RefSeq and is a predicted model, not a curated record. Bases 372 to 2279 code for a protein of 635 amino acids.